Cryphonectria parasitica EP155 is the source of this 2714-nucleotide messenger RNA. Its product is annotated as putative exocyst complex component Sec15. The record is from RefSeq and is a predicted model, not a curated record. Bases 1 to 2328 code for a protein of 775 amino acids. Gene Ontology annotation, cellular component: exocyst; membrane. The transcript is spliced from 3 exons. Gene Ontology annotation, biological process: exocytosis; Golgi to plasma membrane transport; intracellular protein transport. NCBI's taxonomy places the organism in Eukaryota, Fungi, Ascomycota, Sordariomycetes, Diaporthales, Cryphonectriaceae.
AUGCCUCCACGAAAGUCGCAAGCCUACGACGACUACGGCUCUGCCGUUGGCCAAGUCAUCCUCGCCUCGACCGACUCGGACUUCCUCGAUCAGUUGAUACCCAUUCUAAAGGACGCGAGCGUCAGCAAUCGCACGAACUCUCUCGUCCAGAGUUUGACCUACUACGCCGAAGACCGCGAAGCCGAGAUCGAGAACAUCGGCCUGACGAAGCACGAGGAGUUCCUGCACUCCGUCAACCAACUGCAGAAUGUCCGCGAAGGCACCGUCUCCCUGACGGGCGAAAUCCUGGAGCUGAACCAGUCGAUCCAGUCCAGCACCCAGGAGCUGGCGGAGCAGAAGCAGAAGCUCGUCGACAAGAGGGCCAUCCGGCAGAAUGUCUCGGACGCGUCCGAUGCGCUUAAGGAGUCGCUGAAAAUAUUACAUGCCGUCAACCAGGCGCACGAGCUGAUUCGCAAGAAGCAGUACUACGCUGCGUUGAAGUCGCUGGAGGAUUUGCAGAAUGAGCACCUGGUGCCGAUAAUACAAAACAAAUAUGCCACCCAGCAGCAGCUUGCGGACAUGAUCCAAAAGUCUAUACCGGCCUCGCAAAAGGCGAUCGCGGAGGCUGUGAUGUUGGACCUGAACACCUGGCUGUAUCGCAUUCGAGAGACGUCUCAGUUCCUGGGAGAGGUUGCCUUUUACCACACGGAGAUGAGAAGGUCUAGGCACAAGGAACGGACCGAGGCGGAUGAGACACUCAAUAGCUUCAAGCUGAACUCGGCAAUCGAGCUUGUAUUUGAAGAGGACGAGGAGUUCGAUGUGCUUGCGAACGAAGAACUCGAGGUAGAUUUCACUCCCCUCUUUGAGUGCUUGCAUAUCCACCAGGCUCUCGGACAGAGCGACAAGCUACGCGCAGAUUAUGCGGCAACGAGGCGGCAACAGAAAGAUCUUUUGAUCCCGACAUCGAUCCAUCUCGAGGGCGAAGAAGAACCGUCCUUGAACAGUCUACUCGAGGGUAUCGCUGGUUUCGCUAUCAUCGAGAAGGCUACAGUGCGGCGGGUGCCUCAGCUACGAUCCAGCGUCGAGGUGGAUGAGCUGUGGGAUUCCAUGUGUACUUCUGCAAUCGCCCUUACAUCCCGGUCUUUGGGCGGCAUCAACAAUGCUGAAGUCUUGCUCAAAAUCAAAUCCGUCUUUGCCCUGUCUAUCCAGACUAUGGAAGGCUGGGGCUACUCUGUCACGAUGCUGGACAAUUUUCUGCUCACGCUCUUCGACACAUACGCAGACUUGCUGAAGCGCCGCUUCAGCGAGGAUUUCCAGGAGAUAGUUUCGACAGACGACUAUAUGCCGAUGGCCAUUAACAGCCCCGAGGAGUACGAGAAGGUGGUGAAUGUCAGCUGGUUCACACAUGAUAAGCCACUCGAGGAGCUGACGUUCCCUUGCGUCCUGCCAUUUUCACAGAUGUACCCGCUGUGCUGUAUCGACAUUAGGAAUUUCCUCAACCAAUUUUACUUCUUUGCCGAUGACCACUUCCAGCAUCCCAAUAUCAUCGAUGACACAUUACGGAAGUCACUAGAUGAGUUGCUCACAAGCAAAGUCUGUCAAUCGCUCGUGGAGCGACUCAGUUCCCAGUAUCUAGGUCAGAUCGUACAGAUCCUAAUCAACCUAGAGCACUUCGAGAUCGCCUGCCAGGAGCUGGAGCAACUCUUGAUUCGAGCCCGGUCUUCCACGUCCGCUGGCGGCCCCGUAACCCUGUCUGCCACGGAGCAAUUCAGGAGCAAUAAGAAGACGGCCGAAAAGAGAAUAUUUGAGCUUGUGAACUCCAAGAUCGAUGAUCUUAUCGAUACAGCCGAGUACGACUGGAUGGCUACGACGCCUAUCGAGGAGCCAUCCAGCUACAUGCAAACGCUCACCCGCUAUCUCUCCAAUAUCAUGAACUCCACCCUUCUCGGUCUCCCGCGCGAGAUCAAGGAACUCAUCUACUUCGACGCUCUCUCCCACGCUGCCGAGCGCAUUCUCGCUUUACCGCUCCUGCCCGAGGUCAAAACCAUCAACCCCAACGGCGUGGCUGCAAUAGCCAAAGACGUCCGCUUCCUCGUCGAGUUCGUCUCCGGGCUCGAGAACGCGGCGAUGCUGCAGAACACACUCGAGGAGCUCGAGCAGACCGUCGCGCUGAUGCAGAUCGAGAACCACGACGAGUAUUACGACAUGGCGCUCCGCAACAAGCUCUACAGCAGGGUCAACGCCAUGAACGGGCCCAUGCUGUUGGAGAAACUGACGCACACGGUCGAGGCGCCAAGCCGUGCGGCUGCGACCAUGGCCAACUUCUCGAGCAGGUUCGGACUGAGGUGAGCGGUUGGACCCGGGGGGGGGGGGGAGGUAUCUUUCUUGACCUCCCGAUACCCGAGAAGACUCACCGCUGCCUGCUUUCAAUUGUCGCAUGGCGUUAUGGAAUUAUUCUUCUCGGCUGGGACGAGACAGCGUUGGGAUUAUUCUUUGUUGCUUUCCCACACUGUCUUUUCAGAGCGAAUCAUGCCGUCAUCCAGGUGCCUCUGUGUUUAACGUGGGCAGGUAUUUGUUGGGCCGAUAUUAAUAUCUCUCUGCAAUCACAUGGAUAAAUGUACAUAUUUCUUCAUCCGAGUCGGUUUUCUCUGCGAGGUCCGACUGGCGGACGUAUUUGUGUACCUCACGCUGUCGGUAGCACGAGAAUAGACAGACGUCCAAGACAAAGGAAGGUC